This is a messenger RNA of Protopolystoma xenopodis, 258 nucleotides long. The record is from the annotation of a GenBank genome assembly. Lineage: Eukaryota; Metazoa; Platyhelminthes; Monogenea; Polystomatidea; Polystomatidae.
CCCACUUUCGUCGACGUCCCCUGCCUCGGGCCCCUCUCCUCUCCAAGCCCUCUUUGCUGCUCUUCUUCUUCCCGUCCCUCCCUCAGCAUGACACGAUGGGCUGACCAGGCCGCACGGCUGUCGUACUUCAGUCAGGGAAUUCCCAUUCCGGCUCGGCCAACUUGUUCACUUACGGCGACGGCCUGGAAGUGGCGUCGCUUUGGGUGCAUUAGAAAUAAAUUAGCCCCGACGGCUCGAGCGAAAUUCGCCUCACUUUGA